Molecule: messenger RNA, 2584 nt
Organism: Ananas comosus (pineapple)
Lineage: Eukaryota; Viridiplantae; Streptophyta; Magnoliopsida; Poales; Bromeliaceae
Product: putative receptor protein kinase ZmPK1
Exons: 1
Coding region: 617-2584 (655 amino acids)
Biological process (GO): protein phosphorylation; recognition of pollen
Molecular function (GO): ATP binding; protein kinase activity
Source: RefSeq, a predicted model, not a curated record
GAAAGAAACGUGCCUUAUGAAUUUUCUAAGAACAUGGGACAUAGCUGGCAUAAAAUUCAGAACAUUGAAGCAGAAUCGCGCUAGAUUCUUGACUUGAUUCCAUACAAUUAAUUCCACUUUCCAGUCCUGCAUAUGUUUUAGUCCAAACUACUACAUCACGAUAAGCAAUUUGCCGGCUUAAGUGCACAUUAAUCAUAUGUUCCGUGUAAUUCCACUCUACGAAAAUCUAGUUGAAUGAAGAAUAAUGUCCGUCAAGCCUGUGUGAACGGCGAAUGUAUGGAUAUGCCAAGAAUUCGAUGAUGUUACCGUGUUACCAUGCAACUGGCUCAUAGUUUUUCAUUAACGUGGUUCAGUUCACAUCAGUCAGGUCGGAUAUAUUUUUCGUUGGAGGCUCCACAGAAGAAGUCAGCUGUCAAAGCUGAUUGUCAUCUGCAAUAGCUAGGAGCUAAAUGCUAAUUCAGCUUCCUAUCCAUUUCUAUGAACAUUUGAGAGGGGUUUGUAUAUAUCAGAAAAAAAAAGGUUUUGUAAAAACAUUAGAACCUGGCACUUUGAGAGUACAGGGUUUUAUAUUCUGAUCCAUUGCUGCUACAUGUCCAGCACAAAUACAUGAUAUACCAUGAGCGGUUUGUCUCCUCCUGCACUCCUCACCACUCUAUUUCUAAUCUUUGCUCUCCCUCGUUAUUUGUGUACGACAGACCAUGCCUAUUUGCAGCGUGGAUCUUCCCUCUCCGUAGAGGAUAACGCCGAUUAUCUGAUCUCACCAGAUGGAGCCUUCCAGUGCGGUUUCUACCAAGUUGGUUCAAAUGCCUUCACCUUCUCAAUAUGGUUUGUUAAAUCAGCUGACAGGACUGUGGUUUGGAGCGCAAACCCUAACCAUCUUGUAAAUGGCAAAGGAUCUGCCGUUACGUUGAGGAAAGACGGCAAAAUGGUUCUAACUGAUUACAACGGCGAGGUCAUUUGGGCCACCAAUACUUCCACUCCUGCCAAACAUGCCCAGCUGUUGGAAACUGGUAAUCUUGUCAUCAAGGACUCGAGUGGUGAAACUCUCUGGCAAAGCUUCGAUUCUCCCACUGAUACUUUGCUGCCUACUCAACCCAUCACCGCAAGUACAAAGCUGGUAUCUUCUAACCAAUCGCUUUCCCCAGGUUACUAUAGUUUUCGUUUCGUCGAAAACUAUAUACUCUCACUCACAUAUGAUGGUCCUGAACUUUCCGACAUCUAUUGGCCUGAUCCUGACAAUAGUGUGUGGGUAAAUAAUAGAAUAGCCUUCAACAGUAGCAGGUACGGAAGUCUUGAUGACUUGGGUCGGUUUUCUUCAAGUGAUAAAUUUACAUUCGAAGCUUCUGAUUUGGGUCCAGGGAUUAGGAGGAGGCUAACUUUAGACUAUGAUGGUAAUCUUAGGCUGUACAGCCUCAAUGAAUCGGAUAAGAGCUGGUCGGUUACAUGGAUGGCUCUUUCGCAAAUUUGUGAAAUACACGGUUUGUGUGGUAAAAACGGGAUUUGCAUGUAUGCUCCUAUGCCUGCAUGUUAUUGUCCUCCUGAUUACGAGAUGACUGAUCCUAGUGAUUGGAGCAAAGGAUGCAAGCCCAAGUUCAAGAUGAUUUGUGGUAAUUCUCAGAAAGUGAUUUUUCAUCCACUUCCUAACACUGACUUUUGGGGGUCUGAUAUGGAUUACAGCACGUCCAUAUCUUUCAUGCCUUGCAAGAAGAAUUGCACGAAUUCUUGUUCUUGCGUAGCUUUCAUGUAUAAAUGGGGCACAGGAGAUUGCUAUCUAAAAGCUGCCCUCUUCAAUGGUAAGAACUCUUCUGCAUUCCCAGGCACGAUUUACCUCAAAGUCCCCAAAAAUUUAACACUUUCAAAAAACUCUGUUCCUCAAGCACGUAAUCUUGUUUGCAAUGCAACAGAAGCAGUAGUUGAUUUAGCUUACUCUGACAAGUCUAGCACAAGUAGUGAUAAGACAACAUGGAAGUAUUUUUAUGGGUUCAUCUCGGCAAUUUUCGUUAUAGAAGCACUUUUUAUCAUUUCUGGAUGGUGGUUUAUUUUCAGGAGAGAGCAGAAACCGUUAGAAAUAGAGGAAGGAUAUAAGGUAAUAAGUAGUCAGUUUCGAAGAUUCACCUACAAGGAGUUGGAAAAGGCUACUGGGAAAUUUAAGCACGAGCUUGGGAGGGGAGGAUCGGGCACUGUCUAUAAGGGAGUACUUGAUGAUGAGAGAGUAGUCGCCGUGAAGAAGUUGGAAGACAUAAUACAAGGAGAGGAAGUAUUCAAAUCUGAACUACUUGUCAUAGGGAGGUUUAACCAUAUGAAUCUAGUGAGAAUGUGGGGAUUCUGUUUGGAACACUCGCACAAGAUGUUGGUAUUUGAGUAUGUCGAGAAUGGCUCCUUGGACAAGAUCUUAUUCAGCAGCGAGAGCACAAAUAGCUCGCUUGGGUGGAAGGAAAGGUACAAAAUUGCAGUAGGGGUGGCGAAGGGCUUGGCUUAUCUUCACCACGAGUGCUUAGAAUGGAUUAUACACUGCGAUGUGAAGCCUGAGAAUAUAUUGUUGGACCGAGAUUUUGAGCCCAAGANGCAGUUUUCCUUUUUAUAG